Molecule: messenger RNA, 2666 nt
Organism: Mercurialis annua (annual mercury)
Lineage: Eukaryota; Viridiplantae; Streptophyta; Magnoliopsida; Malpighiales; Euphorbiaceae
Exons: 11
Coding region: 447-2387 (646 amino acids)
Source: RefSeq, a predicted model, not a curated record
UAAAGUUUGAAAUUUGGUGUCUAAUUUUAAUAAAAAAGAUGGUGAAUUUGUGUUCUCAUGAGUCAAUUUGUAUGAAAUCAGAUUUGGAAAUUAAGCAAACAAAAAAGGAGAGAGCACCGAGUUUGGCAAUCAUCAAGGCUUGGGAUUGCAAUGUCCAGCGAUUGGCUACAUCAUAUUCUGCUGUUCUGUGGAGUUGAUGAAUAGGGUUUAACUUUAACCCAUCCAUGGUUUUACCAUUGCUUUCAAAAAGAAAGCAUUGGAGUCUGUAAACAGUGCAGAAUUACUUUCAACUGCUUCUGAAGCACCAUACAGCAGAUUUUUGCUCUUACCUUCAUGCCGGUUUUAGGUACCAGUACUAAGCUGCAUAAAUCAGUUAAAGAAUCCAUAUCAUGUUGCAAUGAAGGAUCAUGAGUUUCUUUCCGGGACUUGAAAUUUAGCUCUUUAUAAUGGGAGAUCUUCAAAGGUGUUUUUCUCCUUGCUCGUCUUCCACCUAUUCCUCACUUGAUAUAUUUCCAUUGUCGAUUGAUGGGGAACUCUGGCAAAUGGCUGAGGAAAGGACCCAGGAGAUACUUUGUAUUAUUCAACCAUCUUUUGCUUCUGAUCAGAAGAGGAAGGAGGUUAUUGAUUAUUUACAAAGGCUAAUUAAGCGACAUUAUGCAACUGAGGUGUUGCCAUUCGGUUCAGUACCACUGAAGACAUAUCUUCCUGAUGGUGAUAUUGAUCUCACUGCCCUCUGUCAUCAAAACGCGGAAGAGGAUUUGGCUAGAGAAUUCUGCAAAAUCCUCACAUACGAAGAGAUGGAUACUGAGUCUGAAGUACAAGACGUACGAUAUAUUGAAGCGCAGGUUAAGGUUGUAAAAUGUUCUGUGAAGAACAUAUCAGUUGAUAUCUCUUUCAAUCAAAUGGCAGGAUUAUGUGCUCUUUGCUUUCUGGAGCAGGUUGACCAACUUAUAGGGAAAGAUCAUCUGCUGAAACAGAGUAUUAUUUUGAUCAAAGCUUGGUGCUUUUAUGAGAGUCGAAUUCUUGGGGCCCACCAUGGCUUGCUCUCAACAUAUGCAUUAGAAAUACUGGUUCUGUAUAUCAUAAAUGCCUUCCAUUCAUCGCUACCCGGGCCUUUAGCAGUCCUAUUUAAAUUUCUGGAGUACUAUAGCACUUUUGAUUGGGAUAACUUCUGUGUCACUAUUAAUGGACCUAUUGCGGUAUCUUCUCUUCCUCAAAUUGUCGCAGAGUCACCAGAUAAAAAUGUGAAUGAGUUAUUGCUCAGUCCGGAGCUGUUGAAGAGAUGCAAAGAGAAUUUUUCAGUUCCAAUAAAAGCGGUCGAGAAUGGAGGCCAUGGGUUUUUUAUUAAGCAUCUCAACAUUGUAGAUCCUUUAAAAGAAAGUAACAACUUAGGGCGUAGUGUCAGCAAAGGUAAUUUCCAUCGUAUAAAAUGCGCCCUCUCCUAUGGGGCCCAAAAGCUUGGAGAAAUUUUUCGGUAUCCAGGAGAAAACAUGGGUGAAAAACUGGAACAGUUUUUCGUAAAUACUUUGGACCGUAAUGGUAAAGGAGAAAGGCCAGAUACAGUUGUUCCUGUACCUACAUUUGGCACUGGAAGGUCCGAGGCAUCUGAUCUCAGUGGAGAGUAUGAAAGUUACUACAGUGGCCUUAUACAGGGUCAGUGGUAUCAUAAUUAUUCAUUGCCAAUGUCUCCUCAGAUGACUCCCCCGACAUCACCCUCUCCCUCCGAGCCGAGAUGUACUUGGGAUACACUAUCCCAGUUGCUCCGGUGCAAGCAGAAGUUUUUGUCUCACAGAGGCACAGAUGUAUUUGUCCCGAGGGUGCCACAACUUCACCACCCUUAUGCUUCAAAGGUAUAUGCCCCUGCUUCUACUAUGGAUGAAAUGGGCAGGUCCCGAGGAACAGGCACAUAUAUUCCUAAUGUGAGGCAACAUCCUUACAAAGAUUAUAUGUCGCGGAUGAAGGUCAAGAAUUCAUAUCAGCAUGGUCCAUCUAAUUUGCCUAAAAACACAGAGGUUGAAUGUGAUCCAGAGGCAGCUAAUGGGAAUGUUUUGUUGGAUGAAUUUAAAUCAGGAGAUGAAAACAGUGAGAAUGGCAGCUGCAUAAAUCUUUCACUGGAUCAUUUCCCACUUCUUCCCUGUCCAAAGAAGUCCAUGGAAUCAAAAAUGAACAAGUCCAGUCAUCCCAUCUUGACUAAGGAUAUCUCUACCUCCCUGAGCAUUCAGUUUGGAACUUUGAGUUGUUUACCAUCACCUUUGGCACCGCCAUCAUCGUUGCCAAGGAAUAAAAUGGAAUCUGGAGUUCCAACUACUUCGGAGACAAUGACUGUUGUCCCCGUAAACGGAACACCAAAGCAACAAGAAUCUUUACGGACUGGUGUAGGUAUGUAAGAGUUCUUUCUGCUAUCACCUGGCUUGUUUUGGCACUGCAGGGUACUCGAAUGUCAAUUACCAUCCCUUCAUGUCUGUUAUUUCAUUGGCCAAAGAUUGGAGGUGACGGAAUCAACAAUAGAACUGGAAAGGUUAUAACAUGUCAGAAGCUUUCUAGGCUAAUUUUGCUUUUAAUUAUCUCUCCCCAAUGUUGAAGCAUAGAUAAACUCCGAGUAGAUGUGUUCAAACUCUACCGCCCAGUUUUUGAGCGAGAAUGAAUUAGGAAAUAUUUUACAUGCA